AUUAUUCUGCAUCUAACGUUACAGGAAGUUCUAUUAAUGAUUAAUGUAAAUUGAUUACGCCUGUGUUUUUACUACAGACAAUGAUUCCAGUGUUCAAACGGCGGAAGGGAGACGGGUCCCUUUUGAUAUCGGAUAGUGGGGAGGCGUUGGCAGUGAGGAGGGAACGGCGAGGAAAGGGCUAUUAUGUUCCUCCAAAGUCUCCUACUGUGGUAAGGGCAGAUGCAGUGGGGAGAGUGCAGCAUCUGGGAGGAGAUGUUCGAAACUCAAAGCAUCUUCUGGGCCAGUUCCAAAUUCAGUUUGGACAGUUCCGAAAUGAAACCUUUCUGUGGCUGGCUGAAAAUGCCCUUGGCUACAUUGCACAUCUGGUGGCCAUUACAGAGAACGAGUCGGCUCACUCAGAUUCAAAGAAUAACUGGGUGAACAAGAUGGCCCUGGUGAAGUAUCUGCGGCUGUUCCCAGAGGGCAAUGAGGCAAUUUCUGUGAAAGCAGGAAAGAAAGGUAGGUCACUACCAUUGCCCCUGCCCCUGCACCACAGGUCGUUCCAGCCUCCACCCAUCCAAUACGAACCCUCCCGGUAGAUAACACCUCCCCUUCCUGCUCUUAUACAGUCCCGAAGAUUGUAGUACCAGCCUCCUGCCAG
Patiria miniata (bat star) is the source of this 640-nucleotide messenger RNA. RefSeq lists its product as uncharacterized. Bases 81 to 578 code for a protein of 165 amino acids. The record is from RefSeq and is a predicted model, not a curated record. NCBI's taxonomy places the organism in Eukaryota, Metazoa, Echinodermata, Asteroidea, Valvatida, Asterinidae. The transcript is spliced from 2 exons.